AUGCCUGCGAUUCAUUCGAAUGGCCUAACAAAUUCGCGAAUUGAUAGAUCGUCGAGUAACGGCCUACUUGGCAAAUCUUCCGGCGCUAUUGUCUCUUCAAAAGGUCGAACUGUGGCCAAUCCCACAACCUGGCAGCCUGCUGGAGGAAACUCCAAAGGUAGACAAAACCCUGCGCAGAAACCCCUGCAGCAACCGCACUGGUUGUUCGAGGGUCGAAACCCCAGAAUGGCGCCGCGGGCCGUUCGGUACCAAGAUCCCGUGUCGCGCUUGCAGUCUACAUUAUGCGAGCCUCUCCCACUUAUUUGA
Messenger RNA from Penicillium brevicompactum, 306 nucleotides. RefSeq lists its product as uncharacterized. The coding region runs from base 1 to 306 and encodes 101 amino acids. The record is from RefSeq and is a predicted model, not a curated record. NCBI's taxonomy places the organism in Eukaryota, Fungi, Ascomycota, Eurotiomycetes, Eurotiales, Aspergillaceae. The transcript is spliced from 2 exons.